Molecule: messenger RNA, 948 nt
Organism: Papilio machaon (common yellow swallowtail)
Lineage: Eukaryota; Metazoa; Arthropoda; Insecta; Lepidoptera; Papilionidae
Exons: 1
Coding region: 122-901 (259 amino acids)
Source: RefSeq, a predicted model, not a curated record
CAUAAAAGUUGGUUUUAAAAAUAUUAUUACGUUAUAUUAAAUGAUAAAAAGCAGUGUAAUGUGAUUUCUAAACCCGUGUGCACUACAUUCAAUAAAAUUUUCCGCAUAUCUCACAUAAACUAUGGAUAUCUACAACAAGUUGAGUGAGUCGAUGAACAAACUUGAAACACUAUUCCAGUCUCGUAUGACUCAGUAUGAGUCUGAGCUGAAAAUGGCUGCUUCGGGAGACUCACAGAGUGUUCACAAGACUAUAGCUGGCUUGUCACGGGAUUUCAUGGAGUUCCGUCACCUCAUUUGGCAAACGGUGAGCACGCUCAAGACUCAAAUGGAGUUGGUGUUGGUGGGAAUGGACAGGUUCGAGAUGGCGUCCCGAUCCAAUGUGCUGCUGUUUCAUGGGAUACCAGAGGAAGAUAAUGUGACACAAGAAUCUCUUAUUUUAAAUAUUGUAAACACCAACAUGAAACUGACGACGAUCACAGCCGACGACAUUGUAAAGUGUCAUCGGUUAGGAGUCACUCGUACCAGUAAGCCUCGCCCCCUCCUAGUUCGAUUUCAUGACUUUCGUCUUCGUAACAUUGUGUGGAGCGGCAAGACGUCACUAAAGGGUACUAAGGUAACGCUAUCAGAGUUCCUUACAAAGACAAGGCAUGAGGUGUUUAUGCAAGCGCGAAAACAUUUUGGAAUCCGUCGCUGCUGGACCUCGGAUGGUCGUAUUGUCGUCCUCCUCCCAAAUAAAUCACGGUAUAAACUCGAGACCGAAGCUGAACUGGCGUCUCUGAUGUCUCAAUAUCCAACAUCUGAAACUGAGCCGUCAGAGAAUAUAUCAAAGGUAACUCCUAGUGGAACUGACGUGCAGAAAAAGACUGGUUUUGGAUCAAAACGCCUCCCCAGGUCAAAGUAGACAAGUUUAUUAUUUACUUUUGUGAAUUUAGGUUACUAUUCGAUCUU